Molecule: messenger RNA, 5861 nt
Organism: Lynx canadensis (Canada lynx)
Lineage: Eukaryota; Metazoa; Chordata; Mammalia; Carnivora; Felidae
Gene: FOXJ2
Product: forkhead box J2
Exons: 11
Coding region: 1461-3176 (571 amino acids)
Biological process (GO): regulation of transcription by RNA polymerase II
Cellular component (GO): nucleus
Molecular function (GO): DNA-binding transcription factor activity, RNA polymerase II-specific; RNA polymerase II cis-regulatory region sequence-specific DNA binding
Source: RefSeq, a predicted model, not a curated record
UGAGGAGAAAGGGUGAAUCUCAAGGGGAAGGGUCACCGGUCGAAGAGUGAGCUGACGGCCUGAAGGGUGUGUUGGGAGUCCGGAGAGAGGGUUCGGCGGUCGUAUCUGGGGUUGAGCUUUUUUACCUGCAAAGUGUGUGGAUUUGUGUGUGCCAUGCUUGUGCAUAUUAUCCGGGUGCGGAUUUAGAGUCACAUACGCGAUGUGUUUCUGCCCAGGAUUCUGAAUGCUGAGGCGCGCCAGCCCCGGCUCCUCGCGACAGAUGCCCCGGUGGGGCUCUCAGCAGGGGCACGAGAAAGAAACACCGGCCCCGGCCCCGCAUCUCCCGGGCCGGGCCGGUGCAGGCACAAACCCGUCAGGCAGCAAGUGCUCCAGGGGCUUGCCGGCAUGGGCCGUAGGGGAGCGCCAAAUGGCUACCAAGCGCUUCCUGCCAGCCUUUCUAGACCCUGCAGUACAGGCAGCACCCGGCGUUCUUCACCUUCCCCCGCGGAGACGUCACUCUAGCUACACCUCUCCGCCAGCAGGAGCGCCCAGGCGGUGUGGGUGGCGGCAGGGUGUGCAAACAUCAGGCGUGGGCGGUCUGGCAGCGCCAGGAGUUUGCACGGAGGUGCAGCGAGCGUGUGUGUGUGUGCCUGGCUGGGAAGGAAGGAGAGAGGAGGAGGGCGGGAGAAGGGGAGCCAGCUCUUGGCCCCGGAGUGGCUAUUUUUAGCCGGGCUAUCUGAUUGUUACCGGUGUGCACGCAGCCCGGUGUCUCCCGGGCUCCUUGAAGCCCGGCGGGCUGAGAGGUGGGAGGUCCUUGCUGAUGCCUUCUUCCUGGUGUUGGUUUGGUGUCUGUGGGCGGGAGCUCGCCAGGGGUAGCCUUAAAGGUGCGAGGGCAGCCCUACUCAGGAUCUGUUGCCUCUGUGUGUGACUCUGUGCUCUGCUGGUAAUGUACGUUGUGUAGCCGAUUGCGAUCUCUGGGGACGUGGGCCACCGUUUGCGUGUGUGUCUCGCGUCCGAUCUGUCCUUUGCUGGUUGUCAUAUGCAAUUUAUGCUUGGGAUAUACCUCAUGUGCCUCAGGUGCGCAUGUGUGGGAAUCAACAGGGUGCGUGCUCAAAUAGAGCUGAUACAAAACAUCGUUAGAAGUGUCGGUGUGUGCUUCGUUAGUGUGCAUUUGUGUUUACUCAGACUGUUUUUCUUUACAUGUUCACUUGUGCUAUCUAUCGGGGAUGUUGUAUGUAAUCAAACAAGCGUCACAUGAUCGCAGAGUAGACUUUGGCUGAUUUUACCUGGUAUAUGAAGUUUUUGUUUUGUUUUGUUUUUUAAUUACAUAGUUUAAAAUGUUAUGUUGCAGGGUUUCAAGUAAGGAGGAUGGAGGGAAUAGCUCAAUUCCGUGGGUGGUUUGAUAUCUGUCUUAGUCCUGAAGGAAGGGAGGGAGUCCUAUUGGCUUGUCCUACGUUAAGAUGUAAGAACCCAGAAGUACCAUGGCUUCUGACCUAGAGAGUAGCCUCACCUCCAUAGACUGGCUCCCCCAGCUGACCCUUCGAGCUACCAUUGAGAAGCUUGGGAGUGCCUCCCAGGCUGGGCCUCCAGGUGGCGGCCGCAAGUGCCCGCCGGGCUCACCCACAGAUCCGAAUGCCACCCUGAGCAAAGACGAGGCAGCUGUCCACCAGGAUGGCAAACCACGGUACAGCUAUGCCACCCUCAUCACCUAUGCCAUCAACUCCUCUCCUGCCAAGAAGAUGACCCUCAGCGAGAUUUACCGCUGGAUCUGUGACAACUUCCCCUAUUACAAGAACGCUGGCAUCGGUUGGAAGAAUUCAAUUCGGCACAACCUUUCUCUCAACAAGUGUUUCCGGAAGGUGCCCAGACCUCGGGAUGACCCUGGGAAGGGCUCUUACUGGACGAUCGACACCUGCCCUGACAUCUCCCGGAAGAGAAGACACCCUCCAGAUGAUGAUCUAUCUCAAGACUCGCCAGAACAGGAGGCAAGCAAGAGCCCACGGGGAGGCGUUCCAGGGAGUGGAGAAGCCUCACUGCCUUCCGAGGGGAAUCCUCAGAUGUCCCUUCAGAGCCCCACAUCUAUCACCAGCUACAGCCAGGGCACAGGAUCUGUGGAUGGCGGAGCAGUGGCGGCCGGGGCUCCAGGCCGAGAAAGCGCUGAGGGUCCCCCUCCCCUGUAUAAUACCAACCAUGACUUCAAGUUCUCCUACUCAGAGAUCAAUUUUCAGGAUCUAAGUUGGUCCUUUCGCAACCUCUACAAAUCCAUGCUGGAGAAAUCUUCCUCCUCUCAGCAUGGCUUUUCGUCUCUCCUGGGGGACAUGCCGCCCUCCAACAACUACUACAUGUACCAGCAGCAGCCGCCGCCACCUCAGCAGCAGCAGCAGCCGCCGCCACAGCCGCCACCCCAACAGUCCCAGCCGCAGCAGCAGCAGCAGGCAACGGCCCAGGGCCCCUCGACUGUCGGGGGCGCGCCCCCGCUGCACACCCCGAGUCCGGAUGCUUGUACCCCCCCAGGGGGGAAGCAAGCUGGGGCCGAGGGCUACGGGCCUCCCUCCGUGAUGGCCAUGCACCCACCCCCACUGCAGCACGGAGGCUACCGCCCGCACCAGCACCACCCGCACGCCCAUCCUGCCCAGCCACCGCCUCCGCCGCCACAGCAGGCACCAGGCCAGGCUCCUGUCAAUAGUACUGGCUUCGCCUUUCCUCCUGACUGGUGCUGCAAUAUCGACUCCUUAAAGGAAAGCUUUAAGAUGGUGAAUCGGCUCAACUGGUCCAGCAUUGAACAGUCACAGCUCUCAGAACUGAUGGAGUGUCUGCGACAGGCAGAGCAGAAGAACUGGAGCCUCGACCAGCAUCACAUUGCCAAUCUGUGUGACUCGCUCAACCACUUCCUUACUCAGACUGGUCACGUGCCCCCCCAGGGGGGCUCCCACCGGCCACCAGCCCCUGCCCGUAUCGCUGACUCCUGUGCCCUUACCGGUGGCAAGCAAGAGCCAGCCAUGAACCCAGUGAACUCUUAUGUGCACCCACAAGCCCCCCACCUCUACCCUGGCCCGUCACCAAUGUACCCAAUCCCCACCCAGGACUCAGCAGGAUACAAUCGCCCAGCACACCAUAUGGUCCCUCGGCCACCGGUUCCACCUCCUGGUGCCAGUGAGGAGAUCCCUGAUGACUUCGACUGGGACUUGAUCACUUAGGGCAUCACGGAGUGUGGCCACGAGCCCAAGGCUGGGUGGUGAAGUCUGGCAGUGGGGCAAGAGCAGCCCCAGCCCAUCCCUUCCUCCUUGCCUGUAUAUAGUUAUAUAUUCUCUUUUUUUCUUGCUCUGUCAGAGAAGCCACCGCAAGAUGCUGCCGAAGAUAACCCCCCCCUUUCCUGCCUCCUUCUUCCUCUUUCUUCUUGUUUUUUUCCCCUAAUUCUUUUAUUAUUAUUCUUAUUAUGGUAUUAUUAUUAUUAUUAUUGUUAUUAUUAUUAUUGGUUAUAUGCUGUUCCCAGUCUCCUGUCCCUACUCCACGGACCAUGUCCACCCCUUGCUAAUUUAAAAUCAUCUGGCUGGAAGGGGAGGCCCCGAUGGCUGCAGAGAAGGGUUUCCAACUUUGAUUUACCUUUCUCUUUGAGAAACUCGAUGCUAAUCCCACCUUUUGGCCCUAAAUCGUUUUCCUGUCAGUUCAGUCCAGUCCUAGAGAAGCCACCUUAUCGAGUAAAAGGGAUCUGAAACACUGCUUGGCAGCCGCGAAUUUGCAGGUUUUACUCAAUGGUGCUAAUUUUGUCCUCCGAGCUCUUCCUUGUCCCUUUAUAUCUCCAAUCCUUCCUUCUGCCGAGCCUCACUCCCCAUCAAGGGCAAGAGCGAUGGAGGGUGACGAUAAAAUCCUAGUGGAAUAAGAGGUCUGGGGUGGGCCGAGUCAAGUACUGUAGAGGGGCGAUAGAAUAUAAAACAGUCAGAAAUUGGGUAUAUGCUACUAGAAACUUCCAUUGGCUCGUUCUAGCCCUCUGUCUAUUGGGGAUAGAUUUGGUCUUGGCCGGAACUCUGCUUCUGUGAUAGGGACGAGGACAACCAUUCAGUAUAGGUUGGGCUUUUAGGAGAUGGCUUCAGUUCAACCCUUCUGAGUUUUCAAACAUAAUUUCCUCUGGAAAUCCACUGUGGCUCUUAUUUGCAUUUACAAAUGAUCCUUCAAUCCCUUUUGCCCAUUCGGCAAAUUUUAUUUUGUCCUCCUCCAGCUGUUUGCUCAGUUCCUUCCCUUUUAUUUUUCUUCCCCCAUUUUCUGGAACUCCCAAGAAAGAAAAGUGAGCCAUUCUCGCCCUCUUAGUCUCAUCCUAUGCUAGGACAACAUGGGAAUCUCUUUCCCGCUGAUCAUAGCAGAACCGAACCUUUAGUGGUAGCGGUGGGAGGGUGGGGGAAGGAAAUAGGAGUCGGCAUACACAUGGGUAGGGAAUAUUGCAGUUAUUUAACUAUGUGGGCAAAUAACUUCUCUCAGAAUCCAGAUCACUGGGGCUGAAACUUUUGCGAUUAGGCUUUUGAGGGGUGAAGGAGAUAGGUUGUGGGGAGUACGUAAUCUAGAGGGGAGAGUUUAUGAGGAUCAAAGGAGACUCCCAGAAUAAGGUACGGGGACAACUUCUCUCCAACGAGGAGUGGCCAUGAGUUACUGUUGCAAAGUACUUAAUGUGUACUUAAUGUUAAUUGUUGAAUAUUAGUUAUGAAAGGGAAAAACAAUUUUACUUCUGUUUUCAUUUCCCUGAAUGUUCGCUUUCUGGAAGCUACAGGACAAAAUGUAAGGAAUGGACAAGGCCACUCUCUCUGUGAUUUCUGCUUUUCGUUCACAUUCUUUUAUUUACCGAUGAUUUCCAGGAGAUCUACCUUUCCGCUCCUCGGCUUUUCCCCCUCACCCACCCCUCCCUCUCUUUGUAAGGGGGUUAUACACGAGAGCUUGUUGAAGAAGGCUGAAGCAAAGGGGCAAGAAAGGGCGGUUAACUAAAGAGCACUUUAUUUCUGUGAAGUUCUUUGUAAGAAAUGGGGGUAUGAGUGGCUUGAAUCCCCCGUUGUGUUGGAGGGCAGUCAGUGGGGUUGAAGUAUGACAUAAUAUUUCCCAUUGGGGAAAGGAGAAUUUCUCUCAGAGGGUGGCAAAAUGCCUUUGCCCCGUGUUCCUAUUCUAGGCAUCUGUUCCUUAUUCCUUCCAGUCAAGGUGCCUCCUACAUACACCCUGCCAUCUGUUCUCCCCAAGAUUCCCCCUUUACAAGUGAUGAGUGAUGAUCACUUCUCUUUUCUAAGCCUCUUUUCUACUCAGAUCCACGCAGGAUCUGCGAGGGUAGACUAAAUUGUACAUGUAAAUGUUCCUUGUUUAUAAUUCAUCUGUGUCUUCUGGAAACUAGUCUCAUUAAGGCUCUGGCGGGCAGCUGGAGUAACUGAAAUUUGGGACUAGGGCUGAAGAUCGCCUCUCAGACCUCCUGAGAUUUUUAGCUCCCUUCCAUUGAACUCAGCCUUGCUAAAUGGCACAGGACAAAGCUGACCCUCUUUGGGCCUCAGUUUCCCCUCCCCUCCAUGCAAUGGAAAGAAUACUACUUUUUUUGGAGAGUCCGGCAUUGCUGGGCUCCAAGUAUAGUUGUUGUUGUAUUGGGUGAUGUGUGCAAAACCGCAGGAGCUCACUGCCUACAAGAGGAAAUAGGGGAGAAAUUCGGAGGAGAGGGACAGAAGGAGCAGUUACUUGGUAGAGGUCCACCCAUCCUUGCUUUCCUCUCUUCAACCCCCAUGUUUCUGGUUUGGUGAGUCCUUCAUACCACCCAUAAUGCUUUGCAUUGGUGCAGGCUGGCAAGGGGGUGUUUGGUCUCACAAGUUGUUGUUGUUUUUUGCAUGCUUUCUUAAUAAAAAAAAAAAAAAAAAAAAAAGGAA